Molecule: messenger RNA, 4691 nt
Organism: Bursaphelenchus okinawaensis
Lineage: Eukaryota; Metazoa; Nematoda; Chromadorea; Rhabditida; Aphelenchoididae
Source: the annotation of a GenBank genome assembly
AUGAUCAAUAGGUAUGUUAUACAUUCUCUUAGAUGUCUUAGUUCUGGGCCUAAGAUAGCUGUUAUUGGAUCAGGGCCUGCGGGUACGUUAAUUUUCUGUUAUUAUUGUGCUUUUAGGCUUAUACACUUGUUCUGCGUUGCUGAAUCGGGUACCGGAAUGUACGCUACACGUUAUCGACAAAAGUACUGUGCCAUACGGGUUGGUGUUGGCUGGAGUGGCACCAGACCAUGCUGAUGUUAAGAAAUGUGCCAAUCAGUUCGAAAAGAUGUUUAACAGUCACUCGGACAGGUUAACGUUGUUCUGCAAUGUUAAUGUGGGCCACGAUGUGUCGUAUAGGGAGCUGAUUAACAACUACGAUGCUGUGGUAUUGGCAUAUGGAGCUAGUAGAGCCAGGGAAUUGGGAUUGGAUCACUCUCAGCCUGAGAAUAAUGUUUAUUCCGGGUUUAGUUUUGUAUCUUGGUAAGGGUGUGUCUACAAAUCAAUCAAUAUGAGUCAUUGUUUGAUUAACAUUUUGCCUUAAAAAACUAAUUGUUGCAUUAUAAUAAUGUCUAAAAAGUGCAUUUUGUUAUUUUAGGUAUAACGGACAGAGGCCUGAUCUGAAGCCGAAGCUUGAUGGAGAAGAUGCCAUAGUGGUUGGAAAUGGAAACGUUUCAAUAGAUUGUGCGAGGAUAUUGCUGUCUGAUAUUGAAAGGUUUAGGCAUACUGACAUAGCUGAGUACGCGUUUAAUAGUUUAGAACAGAGUAAAAUACGCAAUGUCAACAUAAUUGGAAGAAGAGGGCCACUAAACGUAAGUUACAUUACAUUUUCUUUUUGAGGAGAGACAUUUUUUUUUGAGUUUACGUAAACGAUUUAUUUGUUUUCUUGCAUGGUAUUUAUAGGUUUACUUAUUAUUUUUAGGUAUCUUUUACGAUAAAAGAACUUCGAGAACUGCUGACAUUGAAGAAUGUGUCGUCUUUUUGUGAAAUCUCAGAAUCUAUAGAAUUCGAAAUGAGGAAAGAAUUGUCUCACCCAGAAACGUCGAGAAGGAACAGGAGACUAUGGGAAUUGAUGUUGAAACACAAAGACGUCAGUGAUACGAAUGGCAAGAACAGUAUUAUCAAGUUUUAUCAGCGGCCGACGAGGAUUCUGCUUGAUGGAGAAGGAAAAAUCGAGCGGUUAGAGUUGGAGAAUCCUCUGACAGGUAACAAGCUGAUUGUGCCAUGUUCUUUGCUGAUUUACGCUAUCGGUUUUCAAAGUAUGCAUCUGGACGGAGUACCGGUCGAUGAGAAUAACAAUGUCAUGUUGAAGGACUUUUGUCGAGUGAACGAAGACGGAGCUCUUGUAUAUGCUACUGGAUGGUGUGCUAAGGUCAGUCUUAUACUUAAACUUUUGUACUUUAAAAUUUUAAUUUAUGUUAUUUUACUGCUUAUUUUAUUAUAUAAAAAAAACUAUUUAUUCCCGUUUUCAACGCAAGAUAUAUAAGACGUGAGGGGGGGGGGAUGAUGAGGGUGUGGUGAAGACCGUCAGAGCAAUCCGUUGUAGCUGUUCCUAAUUGGGCCUCAUCCAGGUGAUCCUGUUUCUCUAGCUACCGAGUCGUGAUGAGGUGCUCCUCAAGACUUCAGGCCGUAGUCGGAAGCCUGUGUAGGCCAAGCAACCGAUUUGCCAUAGGCCCUGUGCACUUAGCACUACCCAUUCAUUUGUAAAUCACAAAUGCGCCUGGGUUGGGCGGAGCGGUCGGUCGAACCUGAGUCCGGUGGUGUAUUAGUCGGCGCCACAACCGACUGAGCCACAACCGCUCUAUUUUAUUAUAGUACUAUGAAAUACGAAUGUCGUACUGAAUCUAUAAUAUCAGUUUUUAUUGUAGGCAGGAGGUGGAGUAAUAGCAGAUACUCAAAGAAACGCUCUUUUGGUAGCAGAAGAGUUGGCUGCAGAUGUCGCUACCAUUGAUAAGAAGAACACAAAAUCUGUUGAUGAUAUUCUGAAGAAGAAGCAUGUACGGUACAUAUCGUGGCAGGACUGGAAGCUGAUAGACAAGGCAGAACGAGAGAUGGGAGAGAAGAAAGGGAAGUCGCGGUAUAAAAUACAUGACGUUAUAGGGUUUCUGGAUUCUCAGAAGCGCUGAGUUUGUUGUUGUUGAUUAGGAUUGUUGAAUAAAUAUAUAUAUGAUUCUACAGUAUGCUCUGUGUUUAUAUGUGGUGGUUGUCUAACCUUUCUUGCUACUUUUUGUUUUUUUGCAUUGUUUUUAUUAUUAUUUACUGUAAUUUACUAACAUUGUGAACGUUUAUUACUGUAGGUUUUUGUUUCUACGAGUACUAUUUUUUUCCCAUUGCUUUACAGUACAAUUAUGAGACGAAUUGCACGAACACUUAACACGCCUUAUGACUACCUCUUGUGUACAUACAGUAGCAUUGAGCAUACGUCUACACCACUGCUUAGAACGCAUCCAGACCCUGAAUCUAAAAUUAAAAUGCCUUUCACUAAUCCAGCUCGGUUCAUAAGGAUACGAUAUGGGUUACAACAUCUCAUAGAAAAGGAGGAUCUGGUCAUUGAUGAUGUUAUAGUAAGAUUUGUGUUUUUUAGUAUCCUAUUUAACAGAUGUUUACAGAAAUAUUAUUGUUCAUAACAUAAAGGAUGAUUUAGAAGUUAAUGAAGUCUUAUAUGACAUUGGAGAACUGUGAGUUCGAUGCUUUGAGAGAUGUUGUGGAUAACAACAAGUCGUUGCUAGAUGUUAUCAAGAGCAUUGCUCAACUUGCUUACGGUGUUACACAUUCUUUUAUUGUAAGUCUAUGCUAAUUUUAGCUAUACAAGAUACUUUAACUUUGAAAUUCUUUGUUUACUAGAUUAACCAUAAACUAAAAAUGACAUACGGUUUAGUGUAAAGAAAUCUCGUAAAACAAUAUUAUUAUAGAAAAUUCCAAUUCUACGCAAAAGAUCGAACGAAUCAGUUACCCUCACUCAACGACAGGUCUCAAUACUACUUGCUCAUGCUUUCUUUUUGACAUACGAAGAGGAACGGGAUCGGUAUGGCAGGUCUAAUUGUAUCAACUUUACACGGUAAUUUGAUUUAUUGUCGCUUUAUGAUAACAACUUAUGUUCAUGAUGUCGUGUCUUGUCAAUGUGUAUCCUAACUUGUUUUAGGUGGUAUUCGAAACGGACCAGGAACGCGGUCGAAAAGCUGAAUUGUAUAUUUGCAUACUUCAAAUACGUAACUUCUCAUGGUAUGUUUUAUUGUAAAUUUUACACGCUUUUUAAUUGUAAAUUAAAAAUUAUAAUAGUUUUUUUGUGGUAUCUUUUUAAUUUUGAUUUAAAAAUUACAGAACCAAGUGGUACAAUAUCAAUUCUUAGACAAUCGUUUCCAUCUUCAUUUAAUUUUGCAUUUUGUGACAACGACUUGAGUGAUAUGGAAGUAGAUUCGGUAACAAAAAUUGAGGACAACCUCGAUGCUGAUCAUGCUGUGUUUGCCAACGCCAGAAUAGGGGGUGGUGUGCUGAGGAGUGGAUGUGUGCAGGUAACUUGCUUUGAUACGUUUUUAUUAUCAUUAUAUAUAUAGGGUUUGUUUGGUUUUUGAAUUGUACGAUGUCUUUGAUAUUCUUUAGUAAAUUAUAAUACAUUUAAUUACUUGAUACGUUAAGGAAGAAAUCAGAUACCUGAUAGCACCUGAAUGUCUAAUAUCGUGUAUGCUGUGCGAUAGAAUGGACGACGAUGAAGCUGUGCUAAUUGUGGGCGCAGAGGACUAUUCAUCGUACACUGGCUACGGUGACACCUUCAAAUGGGUGGGGAUUGACAAGUCUGACACUGUUAAACGGUAAUAUAUGAAGCGAAAAAAUAUCAAAGUUUAGUUUGUGAGCUAUUUUAUGCUUGAAUUUUUAGGUAUAGGACGUUCUUAAGCUUAAAAAUAUAAUGCGUUUGGUUUUAGUGACAGUUUUGGUCAUGCUCCUUCAACUCUGGUAGUCAUCGACGCCAAAAACUACAGUAAGAGAGACAAUCAGUUUUCACCUGACUUUGUCGAAAGAGAAUUGAAAAAAGUGAGAAUUUUCAGUUUUCCACAUUUUUAAUAAUAAUAAACGUGUAAUUUCAACUUUAUUACCUAAAACAUUUUUAUAACAAGCCUUUACCUAAAUAUUAUAAUAGUAAUUUAUGACAUUGUGUCUUAUCUUAAACUCUACCUUUAGGCUUAUGUUGGAUUCGUUGUGAAAGUGAACAACCGGGAGACGAUUGCCACUGGCAAUUGGGGCUGCGGCGCGUUUAAUGGGAAUGUUUACCUUAAAUGUAAGUAGUAAUGUAAUUUACUACGACCAAAUUCAGUUAUCAUUCAGCUAAUCGCCGCGUCAGCUGCAUCUCGCCGACUGUCGUAUCAUACGUUUGGCAAUGAAGAGCUGAGUCAACGGAUUCAACAAUUUCACGGUAAAUUAAAGGAACAUCACGUUAUUGUUUGUAAGUUUUACUAUUUGUUUGGUUAUUGUUUGUAAUGUUUAAUUAGGAUGAGCUUAAAAACAGAAUUUUAAAAAAUUUUGAAGUAUUUUUCAUAACUAAAUAUGCUAUGACUGCACGGUGCGAAAGUCGAAAUAUGAAAGUUGUUGAUGUUUUCUAGUACAAUGACAAUACGAAAAAAACAAUAUUUCUAGCUUCCUUGUACGACGCCUUGUUACAAGCAGACGACAGUAUUCAUCAAGACCCAUUUACAUAUCUUACUAACAAGCUCUGUACCUAA